Molecule: messenger RNA, 720 nt
Organism: Cokeromyces recurvatus
Lineage: Eukaryota; Fungi; Mucoromycota; Mucoromycetes; Mucorales; Mucoraceae
Exons: 1
Coding region: 79-552 (157 amino acids)
Source: RefSeq, a predicted model, not a curated record
AAAAAACACGAGCCAUCCUGAAAUUUUCUUCUUUUUUUUUUCUUAUUGUUUAUACAGUUAAAUACGUAAAAAUAAAAAAUGCCCUAUAAUACGCGUAGUCGAACUGCUACUUCUGGCCUUGAUAACAACCUUAACGGUGGUAAUCAACAACAGGAUUUUUAUGAUGAUAUUAAUCAACAAAAUAACUCAUAUCCUUCUCAAAACACUGAAUUGAGUAAUGGUUAUGACGGUGAUUUGUCUACUAAUAGUGCAUCCUAUAACUAUGGUGUUGGACAGAACCCUAGCUAUGAUCAAGCACAACAUGGAGAUCAGUAUAGUGGUCAACACGACACUAGUUUAGAUCAACCUACUGGUCAAAUGCAGUUUAGUAGUGAUCAACAAUAUGGCACUCAAUAUGGUGAUCAAAACCAACAGGUUUAUGACCAACAACAACAAGGUGAUGAGUCAUUAGCUGAUAAAAUUGAAAAUAUGUUGGAACGAUUAGCUGGAAAGUUUUCUGGAGGACAUAAUAAUCCUUCUGGAGGAAGUAAUGAUAAUGGUCGUACCUUCUAAGUAAUAUUACGCAUAAGAAGAUGAAGUAUAAUAAUGAAUAAAAUAAUUAUGUAAAUAAAAAGCCAUAUUUGUACAUUUUUAUUUCUGUAAAGGAAUUGUAGAUAGUACUUUUUGUGUGUGUGUGUGUGUUUUCUUAUCUACUUUAAUAAUAAAUGGAUUAUUUUUUUU